GGUCUGGUAGUAAUUAUUAAAUUAACCGUAACAACUAACAAACCAUCGCGGAUCCGUUAUCGCCGUUCACUCACCAGAAUUCGAUAACCGGCUGUUUCUUUCAAAACUCCGAUCACCGUAGAAGCUCACCGGAAAAUAUGGCUAAUGAAAUCAAUGAAGUAGAGACCUCACAACCGUUAGCUAAUAGUGCUACCACUAGUUCAUCAAACCCUACAUGCAACAACCUCAGAGUCCGGGCCAAACCCGACCCGAUACUCGCUACCUGCCGGUGUUUCAGCUUCGUUACUGUUGCCGCUUCGAUUCUGUGCAUUGUGGUUAAUGUCAUCUCAGCCGUCCGAUCUUUGACAAACGGAUUAGAUAUAUUUGAUGGAAUAUUCCGGUGUUACGCGGUGGCGAUUGCGGUGUUUGUGGUUGUUGCUGAGACUGAGUGGUCGUUCAUCAUCAAGUUCUGGAAGGUACUGGAGUAUUGGGCUGGCAGGGGCAUGCUGCAGAUUUUUGUUGCUGUUACUACAAGAGCUUAUCCUGGUAUGUAUCGGGAGCGCCAUGAGAUUCUUCUUCUUCGUGAUAUAGCCAGUUACACACUCCUUGCUUGUGGCCUGAUUUAUGUUGUUUCUGGAGUGUUGUGCCUUGGUUUCCUCAAGCGUGCUCGCCAACAAAAAGAAGUCUCAACACAGCAAGCGCUUAAAGAUUUGCAGGAACUUGAGCGCCGCCGGGCAGAACUUGAAGCACUGCUGAUCCUUGAUACCCCAUAAAUCCAUGAUGAUGAUACAAAUGUCAACCGGCACAAGUGCUCGACUACUAAUAUGUUACAACUAUAAUGAAGUAAAGUGAGUGAAACUUUCUUGUUUCCUUGAUUAUAAUUGCUAGGAAUAUGUUAAUUCUUUGAUUUCAUUUGUAUAAAAACUGAACUGAUCUGUUGGUUUUCAUUUUCUGAUAAUAGCAUUUUUUAUGCUAGAAA
Messenger RNA from Helianthus annuus (common sunflower), 958 nucleotides. RefSeq lists its product as uncharacterized. The record is from RefSeq and is a predicted model, not a curated record. Bases 138 to 752 code for a protein of 204 amino acids. The transcript has 6 exons. Lineage: Eukaryota; Viridiplantae; Streptophyta; Magnoliopsida; Asterales; Asteraceae.